Messenger RNA from Notechis scutatus (mainland tiger snake), 4850 nucleotides. The record is from RefSeq and is a predicted model, not a curated record. Lineage: Eukaryota; Metazoa; Chordata; Lepidosauria; Squamata; Elapidae.
GUGGUUUUCAAAGUUCCUUGCCUGGUUGAUUGUCACAUUGGGGAGAAGAAUUUAUAAGCAUGCAGCAAUUGGCUAAUCAGCAAAGGAUGUGUGGAUUGGAUUAAGGUUUGUGGAUUGCAUUACUACUCCACAAGGAAAUGCAAAAUGAGGAGUUAGUUACAUCAGAAUUGGGAGUGAAGGCAGAAGGGAGGAAAAAAAACCCGAUGCGUCAGUCUUACGUCUUCUGAGUGACAGGCUUUCCUGCCUAUCUCAUGCUUAAUUCAGUGUUUUAAAAAUAGCCUCCAGAUGUUUAUAAUUGGAUAGCCACAGAGCAAGAACAGCCCAUCUGAGCAAAUAGGACUGUGAGAAAAGACACAGCGAGAUCUAAGGAGCAGACGCCAAAAGACAGCAGAAGAAGAAUCCGGACAAUUGGUGGGCAAGAGGAAGGUUUUGUGCAGGUCGAAGAAAUAGCUCGGUAGGGUGUCUAGAGGAAUGUUGCACCACGUAUAGGUGUGACCUCAGAGGCCAGGGAAAGUGAAGAGAGAAUAUUUGUGGAUCUAUGGGGUACAGGAAGAAGAUUUCAUAGAAGGAGCAGGAAGAGAGGCAUUGGCAAAAAAAAUCUGGGUAAGUCAAGGAAUCCCUUCAGUGGAGUAGGAAAUAGGAGAAGAAAGAUUCCUUGGAAGCACUGCGAUUUCAGGCUAGAAGGCUGCCGUAUCUCUUGGUCCUUCUGUUAUCACAAGUAUUUCACAGCCAACUUAAGUACUAGCAAAUUAUUUAUUGGCUCUAGAAGACUGCAUUGAUUGUUAAGCACAUCUCAACAGCUUCUUGGAAAGUUGUUUAGAUCCAAAUCACUGGCUUCUUGGAAAGCUGAAGACAAUAGCUACUACAAUGGAGAUUGGAUUGACCUUUGACAGGGAGAGCCAAUUACAAUCAACUUCUAAAGAGACUUACCAUUCUACAAAUGCAACUGAACUACCAAGUUUAGUGCAUUGUGGGAAUACCGAACAACUGCUCCAUCAGAUGACAUCACAGGAAGGUCCUCCCAAAACAUCUCAAUGCUGGAAAAAUGCUGGGAAUGGGUCAUCCCUUGUGGUCACUCAAGUAUUGCAAUCAAUGAGCAGCCAGUCAUGUACAGAUGCCACAAACUGUGAAAAGCUGCAAUCUAAUGAAACAGAUAGUCCUUUGAAGAGCUCAGAGCUAGCAACUUCAUCUGAAGAGGUUGUGGCGGGUGCGGAUACUGUUCCUGAGGUUGUGCCACCCUUGUUCUUUCCACUGAAAAACACAUGGAUGCUUCAACUCCACUUAGAGGAUGACAUUGAAGACUACCUGGAGGGAUUUGAGUCCGUGGCCUACACCAACCGCUGGCCCAAGGCAGAGUGGGUUGCUAAACUGAAGCCAUAUCUGAGCCGCAAAGCUCUUCUAGCCUGCAACAUCUUGGAACGUAGUCUUGCUAAUGACUAUGAUGUGGUCAAAGAGCGCAUCCUGCACCAAUAUGGUAUCACAAGUGAAAUGCAACGCCAGUGCUUCAGGCAGUUCCGAUACCAGGAAGCCAAAGGCCCCCAAGAAACCUGCCAAAUUCUCCAGGCCCUUGGACAGCGCUGGUUGAAGCCGGAAAGGCACACCAAAAAGCAGAUUUUGGAGUUACUAAUACUGGAGCAGUUUCUCACCAUCCUGCCCCCAGAAAUACAAGAUUGGGUUCGAGGAUGCUGUCCAAAGACUUGUGCUCAGGCUGUGGAUCUUGUUGAAAGUUUCCAGCUGGGAAAUGAGCCACCAGUGCCAUUCAAAGACAUUGAUGUGAAGUUCUCCAAUGAAGAGUGGGCUUUGCUAACUGAGGAGCAACGAGCCCUGUAUGAUGAUGUCACGCAGGAGAACUUUCAGAAUCUGUCCACUCUGGGAAUUCCUCUGGAGAAACCUGAGAUAAUCACCCGGACACAGCAAGGGGGAGAUCUGUAUUUUCAGAAUAAUACUAUCAAUUCUCCAAAAGUUCAAUUCAUAGGAAGCCAACUGUCACCAACUGUUAUCCAAGGGGUGGGAAAACAUUCUUUUUUGAAGAGAGCCACAAAGACAGUUAAGGUACAAGACAUCACAAUGGAAGUACCUCAGCACAGUGUGAGUCUAGGGGAAACACUUGUCAAAGAGCCAUCUUCUAACUCUAUAAAAGAGGCUGCGACAUCAGUGCCCUCGACUAGUACUCUCCCCCUAAAAAAGCCAUUGAUUUCCACAAAGCAUAAAUCUUCCAAAAGAAGGAAGCAUCAGCCACCCAGAACAGAGGAGUUGUCUUCCACAAAAGGUAGGCCUCAACCAUCAUUGCUGCAGGAAACAUCUGGAAAAAAGGAACCAGGAAGCCAAAUUUUGACUGCCAAAGCUGGUAAACAAAAGAAGACUCUGGUUCCUCAGGGUGCUAGAUCAUCACAGCUGAAGAAGCCAACUGCAUCAGUAGGGCAGCACCCCAAAGAGAAGAAGAAAUCUAAAGUUCCGAGUGAACCACCCAUGUUGAACAAGGAAACCCUCUUGGGUGAAAAUAUUGUCCAGGACAAAGAGCAUCAGCUGGCAUUUCUGGAAGUAAAAGUCAACGAAGCCCCUCUCCCGGUCACCACGUGGAAUCCUCCUUUCAGUGCCACUGUAGUCUCCGAUCUCACAUGCCUGGAUUGCGGACGGUCCUUCAAGCAGAGGUUUGACCUGCGCCAACACCGGUAUGUCCAUACCCGGGAGAAGCCAUAUGCCUGCACGUUGUGUGAAAAGUGUUUUAGGCAUCCAAGCAAUUUACAUAUCCAUUUGCGGACGCAUAGCGGGGAACGGCCCUAUCAGUGUCCCGAGUGUGGGAAGGCUUUUUCCCAAAGUUGCAACCUUCGGACUCAUUGCAAGAUCCAUACGGGUAACAAGCCAUACAAAUGCUUUGUCUGUGGAAAGUCCUUCUGCCAUAGCUCCAAUCUCACCAUCCAUCAGCGAGUACACACUGGAGAGCGUCCUUAUCCUUGCUCGGUUUGCUCCAAACGUUUCAGUGACAGGUCUACCCUGGUGCAGCAUGAACGGACCCACACAGGUGAGAGGCCCUAUGCUUGUGUGGUCUGUGGACAGAGGUUCAGCCAGAUAUCUCACCUCAUGAAGCAUGGCCGCAUGCAUCCAGAUACCAGUGACCCAGCAGGGCCCACUGAAGAGCCAUCUUCCAACACAUCCGAAAGGGUCUUCACGCCACCUCGUGGAAAAGCCUCUAGCUGCUUUGCUAAAGGGGUCGCGUCCGUGUCAGAGGAAGACACGGGACGGCGAUCUCUGAUCGCUUCGUUGGCCAGCCCGGAGCUCAUGGUAGCUGGCAAUGGUCGUGAUAACCUUCACGAGGCCCUCCGAGAGAAUCUGCAGCAGAGACACAGCUGCUCCAUUGGUAGCUCUUCGGGCCACAAAAUGGCGGCACAGCAAAACCCAAACAAGAUGGCUGCUCUUUCAAAAGAGGUAGAGGACAUGAGAUGUCCAUUGCAGGUCCCAGUGAAAAUAGAAACUCCAUGCCAAGUAAAUAACAGUGCAAAAGAGAGAGAAGGAAAUAGCCCUGCCAUCAUUCCAUCUGCAACCAGUGAAGAUUUCACAAGAGCAGUGUCCAGGGUGAAGCAAGAGCUGGCCGAAGAGCCACCACAGAGCUGGGAGUGUCAGUGGCAAAGGGUGCUAGAGGUGGUGCCUGCUCCCUUCAUCACUCCAGUCUGGGACAGCCUGCAGUUGCCUCCUUUGACUCAGGGGGGCAGCACCGAGGCCUACCUGGCCACCUUCGAGCGUGUGGCGGAUGCUUCCCAAUGGCCACGGGAAGAGUGGGUGACUCACCUUGUGCCAGUCCUUAGUGGACAAGCUCAGCAGGCCUAUUUCAGCCUAGAUGCAAAAGACAAAGCUGAUUAUGGGAAGGUGAAAGUGGCCAUUCUGAGGCUGGAUGACUACCUCGCCAUCGAGGCACACCGCCAGCGUUUCAGGCAUUUCUGCUACCAAGCUGCUGAUGGGCCUCGGAUGGCAUGUCAGCAACUGCAGCAGCUCUGUCAUUGCUGGCUGAGGCCUGAAGGCCAGAGCAAGGAGCAAAUCCUGGAUCUGCUCAUCUUGGAGCAGUUCCUUGUCAUACUUCCACAGGAAAUGCAGGACUGGAUUAGGGAGCGCGGUCCGGAGACGUGCGAUCGAGCGGUGGCCUUGGCAGAGGAAUACCUGCAGGAGCAGCAGGAGACAGAGAAAUGGGCCCAACAGGUAGCUGUACCAAUUGAGAUGGUGAUAGUUAAUUCUCCGACUGUAGAUCAGGCCCAGACAGAAGCAAAAUAUCUCCACAAAGAAAUCCAACAGGUUGACAAUGAAAAUAGUAUUUCUCAAGAAGGCAGUUUUGCCAGAAUGGGAACAAAGGAUCUGCACCAGGGAGAGAUGGAGGCAGAGGAACGAGGAUGGAGGUCUCCUGAAUUCGGGGAGGUCCUUUUCCCAAAAAGCAGUGAUCUUCCCAGAAGAUCACAUGUGAGCAAGUGUGAUUCAGAAAGGCCACAGAAAGGCAGCCUUUCCACAAGAAUGAUUAAGGAUGAAGUGUUUGGGGGAGUUCCAACCGACCUUGAAACGAAACGACAUCUGUGUAAGGAAUGUGGGAAAAGGUUUCGGAAGAAGUGGGAUCUCAUCAGGCAUGAAAGGAUCCACACGGGAGAGAAGCCUCACCAGUGCACGUACUGUGGAAGGAGGUUCACACGGCGUUCACAUGUUGUGAAUCACCAGAGACGCCACUCGUGCCAAGGAAGAUCUUGACAAAAGGAUCUACCGCUUCCAGUCUGAGCAACAGAUUGAGAAGUCCUGUAUGACGGGGGAAUAAAGGUAGUUCGGUUUGUGUCCUGCAGGGCUUGGAAACUAGACCAAGGGUAGGAGUGAUGUGG